This is a messenger RNA of Culicoides brevitarsis, 2046 nucleotides long. It is a transcript of the gene Cyp305a1, whose product is annotated as probable cytochrome P450 305a1. Gene Ontology annotation, biological process: xenobiotic metabolic process. The record is from RefSeq and is a predicted model, not a curated record. Lineage: Eukaryota; Metazoa; Arthropoda; Insecta; Diptera; Ceratopogonidae. Gene Ontology annotation, cellular component: intracellular membrane-bounded organelle; cytoplasm. The transcript is spliced from 3 exons. The coding region runs from base 434 to 1927 and encodes 497 amino acids. Gene Ontology annotation, molecular function: iron ion binding; heme binding; oxidoreductase activity, acting on paired donors, with incorporation or reduction of molecular oxygen, reduced flavin or flavoprotein as one donor, and incorporation of one atom of oxygen.
AUCGUCAAGACGUGUCUCGGCAACAAGUGCGGCGAAAAAAAGAAAACAAAUAAAAAAAAUCCAGUUCUGAGAGAAAUACAAAAAAAAAGUAAAUAUUUACAAAAAGACACAAAACAAAGAAAUUCAUUUCGGGAUUAUCGCAUGGCAUAAAUGCGGUCAUUAUCUCACGGAAUCAUCAUCAGAACGGAGAUUAAUUGAGAAUUACAUAAUAACAGAAAAUAAAAAAUAUUCCGCAGAGCAACGAUAACAGAAUUUUUCAUUAUCAUGAUCACGAAUCGCUUCGCGGAGCGAUAGUCUGAAUUUGCGGGAACGACGUGCGAGACAUGCUAAUUAUGCACCAAAUUUGACCAAACAGACGUCAAAAGAAGACAAAAAAUAAACCAGAAGUGAUAAAAAAAAUAAUUUAAAUUUCAAAUAAAGACAAGCGAAAAAAAUGUUGGCGAUUUUAGUGGCAAUUACAGUCGUUUUGACGUCAUAUUGGCUCAUCGCGGCACUCAAAAGACCCAAAAAUUAUCCCCCAGGCCCUCAAUGGCUACCGAUAGUCGGCAACACGCCAUACGUUCGAAGUCUCGCCCGCAAAGUUGGAGGACAACAUUUAGCCUUCGAAGAAUUAUCAAAAUUGCACAAAAGUCCCGUUUUGGGACUAAAACUCGGCACAGAUUUAGUCGUCGUUGCGCUCACAUAUCCAAUCGUCAAGGAAGUUCACAACAAGGAAGAGUUCGAUGGACGUCCCGAUAACUUUUUCUUGCGAUUACGAACGAUGGGCACGCGCUUGGGAAUCACUUGCACUGACGGCGAACAUUGGGCAGAACAUCGAAAUUUCGUCGUUCGUCACUUGCGUCAACUCGGUUACGGACGUCAAACGAUGGAAAGUCACAUUCAAAAUCAACUAAAUGAGCUGUUGGCGCUUAUUAAAGACCUAAAUGGCGCAGAAAUUUGGCCUGGAAAGUUUUUGCCGCCAUCCGUGAUCAACGUUUUGUGGACCUUUACCACCGGAUCUAGAAUCUCUCGUAACGACAAACGUCUCGUUCGGUUGCUGGAACUGCUGAAUCGUCGCAGCAAAGUGUUUGACAUGUCGGGCGGCAUGUUAUCGCAAAUGCCGUGGAUGCGAUUUAUCGCGCCCGAAUACACGGGAUACAAUUUAAUCAAGGAAUUCAACAACGAACUGCACGAAUUUUUCAUGGAAACGAUCAGAAGUCAUCAGGAAACGUAUUCCGAGGACAAGGCAGGCGAUGAUUUGAUCUACGCUUACAUUCAGGAGAUGAAAGAGCGCGAACAUGACCGUGACUCGACAUUUACUGAAGUCCAAUUGACGAUGAUUAUCUUGGAUAUUUUCAUUGCGGGAUCGCAAACGACCUCAAUUACGAUCGAUUUGGCACUCAUGAUGAUGGUUGUUCGUCCCGACAUCCAAAAAAAGGUUUUUGCCGAGAUCCUUAACACAAUCGGGCAAGAAAAACUCCCAAAUAUCGGCGAUAAAACCGUUUUGCCGUACACGGAAGCCUUUUUGUUCGAAGUUCAGCGAUUUUUCCACAUUGUGCCAGUUAGCGGACCACGAAGAGCGUUACGUGAAACGACUUUGGGCGGAUAUCGCAUCCCCAAAAACACCACAAUUCUCAUGGGGCUUCGUACAGUUCACAUGGACAAGGAUUAUUGGGGCGAUCCGGAGGUUUUUAGACCCGAGAGAUUCCUCAAUGGCGACGGGCAACUCGUGAAAAAUGAGAGACUGAUGCCUUUUGGUCAGGGAAGGCGUCGUUGUUUGGGCGAUUCGUUGGCGCGUGCGUGCAUGUUCACGUUUUUGGUCGGAAUUUUACAGAAAUAUGAAAUUGUGCAGGCAGAGGGCAAGGAUCCGCCGUCGAUGGAUCUCCUGCCGGGCAUUACACUGUCCCCGAAACCGUAUUUGGUGCAAUUUAAGUCACGAGUUAAAUGAGUUUUUUUUUGUAUUUUUAUUUUUUAAUCAAUAUAGUGAAUUGAAAAUAUUGAAUUUUGAUGCUUUUUGAUGGCCAAUGUUACUUCAUGAGACUCUAUUACGAGGUCUUUUGAAGGGAU